GAAUAUACUGCCCUCUAUUUUGUAAGAAAAUGUCGGCCUCACGUUGUUUUCAUAAACAUUUAUCAAAUUUGUCUUUCUUUGAUGUCUGUCGGAAACUGAAUGCUCAAAAAUGCCAACAACUAAGGCAAUGCCACUAUGGAUCACUAGUUUCAACUUCUCUACCUGAUGUACAAUCUGAAAUUGACCGUUCUUCACACCACUCUCAAAGAGGUAAGGCAAUGAGGGCAUUGGAUUUGCGUCUACGUAGAAAGCAACCGUUACCGCCACCUCGAGAGUUGAAGAUGCAUGAGGAUCAGGAGUGGUCAGACGUGUACCCUACAGCAGCUUCUUUCAAGUGGUCCGCAGUGCCUCUUCCGAUAAGAAUGGGUUAUCCUGUAAAAAGAGGCAUACCACCACACAAAUAUGGCAAUGCUGAACUUCUCAAGAUUCCAAAUUUUCUACAUCUAACACCUCCAGCCAUCAAGAAACAAUGUGCAGCUUUAAAAGAAUUAUGUACACAAUGGCCAAAUGAGUUGAAAGAAGAUGCUGAACUGUGCCAGAAGAUGUUUCCAGUAGAAGUAGAAGUGUCGGAUUAUAUUCGCUCGGGUCCUUCGGUCCGUCAUCCAGAUGCAAGGAUUGUAUCCAUUAAGGUGAGCCUGGAUUCACUUCCUCUAGAUAAACAUGCUCGAUGGAAAUUGAUUCAGCUAGUUGGUGAGAGAUACAACAGAGAAACAAACACUAUUACAAUUACUACAGAUAG
Molecule: messenger RNA, 739 nt
Organism: Anneissia japonica
Lineage: Eukaryota; Metazoa; Echinodermata; Crinoidea; Comatulida; Comatulidae
Product: 28S ribosomal protein S35, mitochondrial-like
Biological process (GO): mitochondrial translation
Cellular component (GO): mitochondrial small ribosomal subunit
Molecular function (GO): structural constituent of ribosome
Source: RefSeq, a predicted model, not a curated record